Molecule: messenger RNA, 1372 nt
Organism: Lingula anatina
Lineage: Eukaryota; Metazoa; Brachiopoda; Lingulata; Lingulida; Lingulidae
Product: bcl-2 homologous antagonist/killer
Biological process (GO): release of cytochrome c from mitochondria; extrinsic apoptotic signaling pathway in absence of ligand; intrinsic apoptotic signaling pathway in response to DNA damage
Cellular component (GO): mitochondrial outer membrane
Molecular function (GO): BH domain binding; porin activity
Source: RefSeq, a predicted model, not a curated record
GUGGUGGUGCAACAACAUGAAAAACUACACUUGCCUUCUGAUUCAGGUUGAAAUGGCGUGAAACAACUAAAUUUGGAACCGAUUCAAAAACCUCGUGUCGGAAGCCGCAGUCAGUUUACGUCAUAAGUGUACUUACCUUGUUCAAAACAAAGGAUCACUGAUUCACUGUUUAUUUUCAAGUAUAAAGACAGUGACACAUUUAUUUUUGUCUACGCAAUCUCAAAGAGUUAGUCCGUCAUUAGUUCAGCUUCGUAAAUUGUAAUUGAUAUUACUUUUUAUUAGUUUUGCUUUGGAUUAAGAUUAUUUGUCUGACGAAAAAAAGGUGUAGGAUUCAUUUCAAGAGCUACAGGAAUUUACACAGAAUGGGUUAGUUCGCUUACAAUAGCGUUAACAGCAAUUACAAGAAAAAAUAUUAAGAUUACCAGGAAAAGUACAUAAGCUGAAUAAGGAAACAAGGAACUAAGCCCAGUAAAUAUAUGGAGAAGAAAUGAUAGAAAUUUUGUCCAAGUGAAACAUACAUUCCAAUAUAAUCUCACACUAAUACUUGACGAUGGCAUCAGCAGGAGGAAGCUCUGGACCCGGUGGAGAGGGGGGACCAUAUAAAAGGUUUCCACCACCACCAUCUCCAAAAUUUGUGCCUAGAACUGACAAUGAAGAACCGCUCACUCCUGACACAGAGGAUCAUGUGCAGGAACAGACUGAAGGGAUUUUCAAAAAUUUUAUUUAUCAGAGACUUCAGGAUGAUCAAAUGAAAAAUCCGGGUGAUUUAGAGACACCAUUUGUGCCUGAAUUGACAAACUUUCACGAUGCUCCUCUCAGUGCCAAUGCACAGAUAGGCAGGCGGCUAGCACUUAUAGGAGAUGACAUCAAUAGGAAAUAUGAACAUGAGUUCAGAGACAUGAUACAGGCGCUCAGGAUCACUCCAGACACAGCUUAUGAAGCAUUUGCAGGUGUGGCCAGAAAACUUUUUGUAGAUGGCCGUAUUAACUGGGGAAGAAUAAUCACACUUCUGUGCUUUGGGUACAGAAUGGCCAUUGAAACACUCCAUAGAGGUUUCAGGAGUUUUGUUCAAAAGAUCGUCCAGUUUGUCGUCAAGUUUAUUGCAGUGGAAAAAAUUGCCAAAUGGAUUGCAGAACAAGGUGGCUGGGCUGCUGCCCUAAGAUAUGUCCCAGAGACCGUGGGGAUGCCUGUAUUUAUGGGAAUGGUGUGCAUCCUGGUAACAGCAGUAGCAGCAUGGUAUUAUUUUAAAAAGAAGUGAAGUCCAGCAAUAACAAUUUACACAUCAGUAUUGACAUUUAAUGUAUACUGGGAAGAAACUUGUUUUGUAAAGAGCAUUUUUAACUGAAGAAUCUGCGCAAUAUGACAUUUGGUU